Messenger RNA from Mesorhabditis spiculigera, 1497 nucleotides. Lineage: Eukaryota; Metazoa; Nematoda; Chromadorea; Rhabditida; Rhabditidae. The record is from the annotation of a GenBank genome assembly.
AUGCCGUCCGUCAUCGGGAUCGUCGUCGCAGCGAUUUGUGCCUAUUAUGGCUACCGUAUUUACAAAUUCUUUGCGCAUAUCAAGAGGAUGAGGGAGAUGGGCGCACUUUUGCCAGGUUCCGACGAAGAGAACCCAAUUUUCGGCACGGCGACGAUAUGGGCGCAGAUGGACACGGCGGGGAUCCUCGACUGGCAGUUCCAACAAGCCGACAAACUACGGGCGGACGGUCACAACGUUUUGAGGGCCAACUUUGCCCACGAGGUCUUUGUGAUUCCGCUCGAUGGGGAGGCUAUUAAGCCUAUUCUCGAGUCAAAAGAAGAAAUCGUCAAGGGCCUGGGCUACGAUGAUAUCCGGGAGUAUCUGAAUAACGGUCUCUUGGUCAGCGAUGGCAAAAAAUGGCAUACGAGACGAAGACUGAUCACGCCGACCUUCCAUUUCCGGCAUUUGGAAAGCUAUGUGCAGAGCUUUAAUCAUCACGCAAAGGUAUUCACCGAAGUAAUCUCUGAAUUUCACGGCGCCGAAUUCGACGCGCUACCGUACAUCAAGCGCUGCGCACUGGACAUUAUUUGUGAUGCGGCGAUGGGAACCACCGUAAACGCGCAGCACAACACGAAGCAUCCGUUCGUGACAGCGCUUCGCGAUUUGCUAUAUGUUAAUACGAAUCGAUCAUUGAAGGCGCAGCUUUGGUUCUACCCCUACUAUCGCUUCUCCGGGAUGGAGAAGCUUUUCAAAGACGCGCUGAAGACGCUGCAUGGAUUCUCGAGACAAGUAAUCGCCGAGCGAAAGGAAAAACGUGCGCUGGGCCAGAAGACGUCCGGGAACCAGACGAGUUUUCUGGAUUUGUUGUUGGAGUCGUAUGACGCUGGGGACAUUGACGAUCAGGGCGUGUGCGAAGAGGUUGAUACGUUCAUGUUCGAAGGCCACGACACAACUUCUGCUGGCGUCGCAUGGGGAAUAUGGGCGCUGGCCCAUCAUCCUGAAGUUCAAGACAAGCUCUACCAGGAGAUUUGCGAUAUAGUCGGAGGAGACGACGAGCCGGUCACUAGCGAGCAUCUGAAAAACAUGCCCUAUUUGGAGCAGGUCCUGAAAGAAACGUUCCGGCUCUUCCCUCCGGUUCCAGCCGUCAACCGGCGGCUUCAGGCGGAUUUUCAGAGCGGACCGUACGUCUUCCCAAAAGGAGCCAUUGUCAGUAUCGUUCCGAUUAUAUUGUCCAGGAACAAGAAGGUCUGGGGCCCGGAUUCCCUAAGAUUCGACCCGGAACGCUUCUCGGAGGAGCGAGGCCUGAAAUAUGGACCGUUUGACUAUAUUCCGUUCUCGGCUGGGCCCAGGAAUUGUAUUGGCCAAAAAUUCGCCCUCUUGGAAACUAAAGUGAUGUUCUGUUGGCUGGUGCGCACAUUUCUUUUCUCGUCUUCGAGACGAUUCGAAGAGAAUCGGACUGGAACGGAAGCCGUGUUGGUCCCGACGAUUGGAAUCCCGAUUUCUGCCGUGCGAAGAAUU